Uloborus diversus is the source of this 1041-nucleotide messenger RNA. Its product is annotated as poly [ADP-ribose] polymerase tankyrase-like. Bases 1 to 1041 code for a protein of 346 amino acids. The transcript has a single exon. Lineage: Eukaryota; Metazoa; Arthropoda; Arachnida; Araneae; Uloboridae. The record is from RefSeq and is a predicted model, not a curated record. Gene Ontology annotation, molecular function: protein binding.
AUGUCUAGAGCCGCAUCAGAAGCAAGCCAAGAUAAAAAGGGGAGAACCGAGUUGCACUUGGCAGCAGAAACAAGGGAUUUAGAGAAGGUGAGGAAGUUGCUUGGCGAGGGACUCGAUACCCGUGCUCAAGAUAGAGAUGGACGAACGCCUCUUCACAUAGCUUUACUUUGGGGCAUGGAGGCCACAGCGAACCUCCUGAUGGAUGCCGACAAUGUGAACGACAUCCCCGAUGGAAGUGGAUUGACUCCUCUUCACCUAGCUGUCUGGCAAAGAUAUUUGGGAAUGGUAGAAAAGCUACUUGCUGCAGGAGCAAAUCCACGUCUACAAGAUAAGUGGGGAUGGACGCCCCUGCAUCGGGCAGUGUUUUGGGAGCAAGAGAAGUUAGUGGAGCAUCUGCUUGACGCGGACAGUGAACUCGACAUCGUAAAUGAAGAUGGACAUACUCCUCUUCAUUUCGCUGCAAUGAAAGGCAGUGCACGAAUAGUAAGGAAACUUUUGCUAAGUAAAAUGCGUCCGCAAGUCAAGAAUAACAGAGGAAUGUAUCCUCUGGAAGAAGCUUUUCACGGAGGACAUGAUAAUAUAGUGAAAGAAAUUCUUGUGUCUUGCGCGUGGAGAGACAUCACCAUCAACUGGACUGAAAUCAAGAUUCGGGAGGAUAGAAAGCAGUUUUGCACUGAUGUCCUCACCGAGUGUCACGCAGAAAUACAGAAGAUGAAGGACACCCGCAUACUAAAAUCGAGGGUAUCCUUCUACAACCUUGUGAUGCGACACGCGUGCUGGAUCGUUCCGUAUCUUACAGACGAAAUUGUCCGUUAUGAUUUAUACCAUGAUAGUGUGACGGACUUCCCGUAUUACGCCCAUCUCAUAGAUCCCAAAAUGAGGAGGGUCCAAGAGAGGAAGGUACUUGAAGCUAAGUGUCUCGAAUGCUUCAUUCUCCUGACCCGACAGUUGCCUCCUCUGCCGGAAACGUGCCUGGAUAUGGUAUUGCUCUGUUUGAGUGACACAGACAUGCAAAAUUUCAUUGCUGCAAUGAAGUCUUAA